ACAAAUCUUGAGUUGGCCGCUCUGUGGCGACGGGGUCGUACUAAGUGUCCAUGAUUGGUGCGGUCACCAAACACGAGUCCCGUGUGUCCACAAAAAUAGUCGCGACGGCCAGCAACGUUACCGAGAGCAAUGUUGCUUGUUGCUGUCAAAACGUCAGUGCCAUCAGUGAUCCAGUGCUCGGAGGGUUCGGGGGCGCACCAAGAGCACUCCUCCACACUCAACCUGCCCCCGACACUCAGCAAUGCCACCCCCACCGUCCUCAAGAGAGAGCUGCUCUCACCUCAGAGGCCAACACUUAACAACAACGCCCCCGGUCACGAAGAGGCUGACCUGAUCCUGCAGUUGGGCACUGUUGUCACUACUACACUCAACCGAGUUGAAAAGCCCUCCAAGGAUCCUGUUAUCACAUUCAAAAUGGAUCAGCAAUCGUGCAGGACAGAAGCACGCUCUCAAGUCGAGCAACCUAAGUACAAAGCUAACAGCCACCCUUCGUAUCAUUUCGUCCUACAAGACCACAAUUAUGGGGCGCCGCCCCCACCAACACCACCUCUUUCACCAUCUCCAGCGGCUCAACCACAAAUCAAGCAUAAUCAUUUGAUCCCACCCCCACUCUCUGCUCACGAUCUCUCUGGUAUUAGGGCCCUUGCAACUGUAGCUGACCAGAUGAGGUCAGGGGUUAACUCGCUGUCGAGUAUGCUGAUGAGUCAAGAUGACAACUCUCGAGGGUCGAUGAUUAGUUCUGGCGACGAAGGAAAUGAUAGAGGUUUAGAGGGUGAGGAAACUGAGACAGCUGCUGAAGGAGAAGGAGACGAAGACAGUGUGACAAGGUGUAUCUGUGACUUUGAGCAUGAUGAUGGCUACAUGAUUUGUUGUGACAAGUGUCUGGUUUGGCAACAUGUGGACUGCAUGGGUAUUGAUAGGAAUAAUAUUCCUGAGGAGUACCUUUGUGAACAGUGCCAGCCACGCAGGGUAGACAGAACUAGAGCUCGAAACUUGCAGCUUCGGAAGCAGAUGCACAAUGAUACCAGCUCCUCGGAUGAUGAGCAUGGUCAAGCUAAUAAAGCAGGGCCUCCAAAUCAGUUCAAAAAAUUGGGUAACAACUCUGGAGUAAGAAAGAGGCCAGUCAAGAAAGAAACUAAGAAGGUUGUGAAACGCCAAAAAAGGGACUCUGCUGCUGUAGCCGCAAGGGAGCAGAGAGCAAAUGAAAGGCGAAACAACAAGAAAAAAGAGUUGAAUAACCUUAACUCUACCCCUAUCAAGACUGAUUCCAAGAAAAUUGCUGGCAGGAGAAGAAGCAAGGGAAAACCAGAGUCUGUUGAUGAAGACACUCAGGACUGCUGGACGUCUAACGUCCCUUUAGCAAGCCAGCCACAGCAGUUGAGGCAAUGGAUAGAGCAAUACGAGGAGGCAGUUACAAAUCAUUACUCCCCUGAGUUGCGAGCACGCAUUCAGGCUAUCAAAGUCAAUGGCAUCCACUCUGACUUCAAAGUCGGGCCGGUUGUCAUUCAGAAGUGUAGAACUGUACUUGGGGAUUCUGGAUCUAAAGUACUACUGGCUGCAGCAACUUUGCAAGCUAACCAGCCCAUUAUGGAAGUCCGUGGCAAGUUUAUGCUUGCUGCACAACACUCUGUGAAAAAGGCUCAACUAGCGUCCCCUUACCUUCUAUUUUAUCAACUACCAAAAGAAAACACAGAGAUAUGCGUAGAUGCUAGAACUUAUGGAAACGACGCCCGAUUUGUGCGUAGAUCUUGCUGUCCCAACGCUGAGGUCAAACAUUGCAUUGAAAAGGGCGCUUUGCAUCUGUACCUGGUGGCAGCUAGUGCCAUUGAGAAAAAUCAGGAAAUCACUAUCAAGCAUGAUGAACCUGUGAGGAUACCUUGCAAGAACUGUCCGCCGCUGACCCCAAACCUGGAUAUUAAGAAGAAUGGUCACGCAGAAGUGAACGUUGAAAAAGUGGAAAGGAGGAGACGAGCAAGCAGACGAAAUACAGAGGAAAGUAUUCCUGAUCUGUCACCAGCACCGCCUGUAUUACAGGUCAACACGCCAUCCCCAACAUUGUCAGCGCCUGCUAUUACUCCAAAUACAGCAGCUCUUGCAAUAGCUGUACCUUCAGCACCCCCAAAUCUUGUUGUCCAGCUUCCUCAAAGCACUCCAAAGAAGCCCCCAAAAUCGCCAGUGAAACAGAUGCCAACACCAGAAAAGAGCCAGGGGGAAGACAGCAACGAUGAGGAGUCUCCUGGCAGUAUGAACUCUCCAGACAAAAGGAAAAUGACUCGGGAAGAGCGCAAAAUGGAGGCCAUCAUGAAGGCGUUUGAAAGGUUAGAAAAGCAAGAGCAACGGAAACAAGCACAGCAACAUCACAGGCGGUCUGAGAGGGAUUCUAAGGAUUCCGAUUCCUCGGGAAGAUUUCGAGACGAGGCAGACAUGGACUUAGAAAUUCAACCUGUCAAAAAGAAAGGGAGGCGGAUACGCGGUCGGAGUAGCAGUGGAGCAUCAAGUCAAGUUCUCUCUGCAGAUGAGAAUUCAAGUGGAAGCCACCUAGUUCUCUCUCCAGGCAGUGCUUCAGCCAGUGCCUCUCCGAGAGUCGUUUCAUCACCUCCUCCUUUGGGCUUCAAAUUCCCUAAAACUAAAAAGGUGCUGAUGAACGAAUGGCUAAACAAACCAGAACCGCCGUUGAGUCCGUUGAAGUUGGAAGAUGGAGAUGGUUGUGUUGGAGGGGCAGCAGCAGCAAAGAAAAGAUGGUUGAGGCAAGCUAUCAGUGAAGAAAGCGAGCCAAUCCCAAGUAGCAGCCCUCGUUCUGUAUCUCCGGAUUAUGUAACCCCAUUGAAGAAGAGACGUCUAGCUCGUGAGUCACUAGAGCAACAACAGUCUUACACACCCCCUGCUACAACAGCAUCGCCUGAGCCCGAAACAGAAGUCCCAAAACCUGCUCCCAAUUUGCCUUUGCGUUGCGUCGAAGAGGCCGUUUUGGCUCUCUCUGGUCACAUCGGCAUCAAAAUUGAGCCAAAGGAGUCUCUGCCCCCUGUAUUGUCACCUCCGCCGGCAAUCCCAAUUUCAGCCUCAACCGUGAUGGCCUCUGCUCCAGAGCUGAAUGCUGUUGCAGAAAUACCUUUGCUCUCAUUAGCGCCAAAUAUUCCAUCAACUCCUACAAGCCUCCCUCUUUCUUUGCUUGCCAACCCUGUGCCACCACCGCCACCACCUCUGCCAGAGUCUCCCGUAAAGGCUCCAAGGGAAAUAAGUCAAGAACUACAGCUUCCAGCUGCAAUUUCUGUACCCCCUCCUCCAGCACCUGUCAUUCAAGCACCAGUACCAGCAGCAGUCAAGAGAAAGCUCUCAAUAUCGGAAUAUAGGCAACGUAACAAACAAAAGGUGGAUAAGCCAGAGCUUGCUGCAUUUGGACCUAACUCUUCUGCCAGUAUAGAGGAUCAAGCAGGAGACAUGGACAACAAGACAGAGGUUCCGAGGUGGAAUUCUGAACCUACUAGUUCAGAAAAGCAGCGAGAGAACUUGACGGAACGUUUAAAAAGAGAAUUUGGUUUAUUUCUAGAUGAGCAAGAGAGGGGAGAGAAAGAGAAAGUUGAGGAGGUAAAUGACCAAGUUUCAUUGCUGCCACCUCUUCCACCUUUGGAACCGCCUCAGCCAAAACUUAACGAUUCUCUGAACAUUCCAUUGCCAUCAUCGCCUCCUCCACUGUUAGAUCUUUUGGUCAUGGAGUCAGCCCCACCCCUUUUACUUGAAGCGCCCACGCCUAACAACGAUGAGGAGGCAUCUCUCAAUGGACCUUCUCGGCUGCUUAUCAAGAGUCAGACGCCAGCAAAAAUGAAGGCAUCCUCAAAGAAAAUAACUUAAGUGGUCACAAACUGAUGUGAUGACACCACCAAAUGGUGUCCAGGUGAACCCAUAGUGGGAUCCUGUGUGCAUAAUAAUUAUACAUAAAAUAUAAAAAAAUUCUAUAUACACUAUACAAUGGAUAAAGUAAUUAUUAUUAUUAUUGUAAAUAUUGUGUUUCAAAGUGCCUGCUUUGAGGCUCCUAUCCUCGGUGGGUACUUGAGUUUCGUUAAUAAAAAAUGAGAGGGUCUCAUUCUCAAUCUUCUAUAAUACUUUAUUAAUCU
Messenger RNA from Neocloeon triangulifer, 4112 nucleotides. It is a transcript of the gene upSET, whose product is annotated as inactive histone-lysine N-methyltransferase 2E. Lineage: Eukaryota; Metazoa; Arthropoda; Insecta; Ephemeroptera; Baetidae. The transcript is spliced from 15 exons. Bases 130 to 3849 code for a protein of 1239 amino acids. The record is from RefSeq and is a predicted model, not a curated record. Gene Ontology annotation, molecular function: protein binding.